Ogataea philodendri is the source of this 3213-nucleotide messenger RNA. RefSeq lists its product as uncharacterized. Bases 1 to 3213 code for a protein of 1070 amino acids. Lineage: Eukaryota; Fungi; Ascomycota; Pichiomycetes; Pichiales; Pichiaceae. Gene Ontology annotation, cellular component: nucleolus. The transcript has a single exon. Gene Ontology annotation, biological process: ribosome biogenesis. The record is from RefSeq and is a predicted model, not a curated record.
AUGAGCUGGGUAGACAUUCGGUCCACUGAGGGCAUCACAAGGUUUCUGAGAAACCAGAAAACCCCGAUACCGGAGAUUUUUCAGGCUUCGAAACAGCUCAUAGUGCAUGACGAACCUAUAGUUCUCCCUAAUAAAGAACGGUUUAUUUUCGAGCUCGUAUGUGAUCGGCUUUCUCACACCAAGUCCAAGGAAUAUAGACACAGCAAGGAGAUCUGGGAUCUUUUCAUUUUGCUGUGGACUCGACUCGACCGUGAAACCAGAGUCAAAUACGUCACCAAGAUCAGAUUCAACGACUUGGUGGAGUCCAUGUUGCAAGAGACCGACUUCGACAGCGACUCGGAGUUCCUGAACGUGUUCGUCCAGAGCGUCGAUUUGGUUUUGGAUGACAAGAGACUCACAUUUUCAUCCGAAACCAACGUCGAGCUGGUUUCCCAACUGCUUCAGCUGGCUGCUACCGCUGGCCAGAGUAGCUGCAUACAAUUGGCAUACAGACUAUUCAAGAGCGCAAACACAUCCACUCUGCACUAUAACAAGAAAAAUGUCGCUUACUUCUGUUCCGAGUGUCUUCCAAACGUUCUGGUGCUCAUUAGAGCGGGCAAGGAAACCGCGCUUUUGGAAAAAAUGCUCAGAGAGGUGUUGCUUCGUAAAGAAGCUUUAAAUGACUUGAAAGAGAAUGUUGGCUACUUUUGCAACUCGGCUGCUACCAAACAAAUCGACGACGUGGCGGUGAUUGACUUUUUCCAGCGGAUUAUCGGCAAAUUGGCCGUCAAGGAUAUUGAAGAGCUAUUUGGCGAGGUUGUUUCCAAAUUCCCUGGGACUAAGAUUGAACUUUUAAAACGAGUUGUUGGGCUGAACAAGGUGCUAUCGACGAGUUUUUUGAGCAACCUAGUUGACUCGAGCAGUCUUAAUUUGGAGGUUUUGCAACUCGCAAUCAGCAAAAACGUUGACGUGGGGCUUUUGUACAGCGACAGGAUAUUUGAGCUUGCCAAAACACAAGACGAUAACAAACGGUUUGAAUUAAUGUCUGCUCUACUUGAUGUUUAUGUCCGUUCGCGUGAAGUGGAGACGUUCUUUGAGCUGUGGUCGGCAAAUUGCAUAGAAAACACAACGUUUGUCUCGGACAGAUUUGUCACGGCAGUGUCCGAGAUCAUUCCUGGCCUGUCACAGAAACAAAUUAUAAAUUUGGUCAAGAAAUACGUUGAAAGCAAGAACUUUGUGCUGUUGACCUCAAUUGCCGAAGGAUUACUACUGGGAGUCACCGGCAUCGGCCAGACUUCCAUCACCCGGAUGCUGCAACAGACUGCCGACGAGAUGAAGCCAGAGUUUUUGAAAGUGCUUGAAAAACCACAAGAGAGUCACCAUUACUGGAAACUUGCUACCCUGAUGCAAAUGAUUUACAACACGGACGUUCCCACUAAAAAAACGUACAAGAUCGAGGACUUCUUCUUCUCGCGUCUGCGUUCGUUCGAAAGCCGGUUGCAGUCGGCCGACGAGACGUUUGUGAAACAGUUCAUGUCGUUCUACCGCAAAUCGGAUAUUCAAUUCAAAAGAACCAUAUUCACCAGAUGGUUUGUUCUGAUGAACGUGAUACUGGACCAGUCACAAUUGAGAAAACUCGUGGAGGAGUAUUUCGGCAACGAAACAGACGAGAUAACCGUUCUUGCCAAUGGAGUGCUUCAUGAACAGUCCAACCUGAUGAAAGAGGUUAUCGACUACCUGAUUUCAGACCUUUCUUCAAAGAAACCAACACUAUCUCGCUACAUCCAGACAAUUCCUGCUUUCUGCUACACGCGCAGCCAGAGAGAGCAGAUGCUGAAUCUAUUGGUUGGAGCAGAGCUGGAAUCCAAGUUUGUGUGCAUUCUUGCUCUGUUGGAACAACCAACCCUCAAAUCCAAGGUUGAGACAGAUAUAUCCACGCUGAUCAAGCUGGUUGAGGAGUCCUCUUGCCCAGAAGCACUGGAAGUGGCUGAUAAAGUUUUCGACACGCAUCUUCGUCAAAGCUCCAAGUUUAUCACGGAAAGCGAGCAGACGUUGAGAUCAGGUAAGGCUUUCAAGACGGCGCUGUGUCUGCUCAGAUCCGAACGCAGACUCGAUAAGCUCAAUGACGAGCUGUACGACUCUCUUUUGGACAAAUGUGUGAACGAUGUGUCCAAAGACAACAAGCUGUUGGAUGUGCUGAUUGAGCUUAAAAGCUGGAAAGUCCAACAAGAUCCAAAGAUCAAGAAAACCAUCUCCAAGAUUGGCAACAACUGCGACCCAGAAACGGCGCAAAAACUGUUCAAUUUGAUUUGCCAGCUAGGAAAAACAUACGCUCCCGAAUACGUGCUACCGUUGUUCAGCUCCCUUCCGCACCUAGAACUGCUUAUGGACUCGCUUAAAACAUACCUGAAGAACUUUGAGGCCGAAGAGUUGGCGUCAAUUUGGCUUUGGGUUCUUGAUACAGACGAAAAAGACGAAACCGUCAGCUACUUGCUCUGUGUGUUACUACAAAUCCAAUCUUCAGAGAACCAGUACGCCCAGAAACUGACCAUUGCGUCGUUGUCGACUCUACUGGACCUGCAACUAUCGGUGGAGACCGCGAUUCAGGUCGGUUUGGUGCUGAAACAGCUGAUCAGCGGAUCAAGCUGGAUGCUCACCCAGUACUCUGUCGAACAGGUCGUUGUCUUUAUCAACAAGAUCAGCCAACAUUUACUAGAAACAGAGCAGCUCACAGAUGCUCAGACAACGCUCUACCUGCAAAACUGCCAGGUUCUUUCCAAUCUCGUUCUUUUUCAGCGGUUUAGAUUCUCAAACAGACAACAUCUGCUCAUUCACUCGUUUGUUGGCUUGCUGGAGUGUCUCUUCAAGCACAAUCUCGGAACAGCUGCUGCCACCGGGUUUGAGAGACUCGUGAGCAAUCUGUGUGAGAUCUCUGCGUCUUCUGUCUCUAACUCUGAGUCAGAAUCCUCAUUGACCAGUACCGUUUCCUUUAUGAAACAUCAGCUGCGGAAAUUCGUGCCUCUGUUGAUUUUGAACUAUGUCAAAUUUUAUCUGAGCUACCAAAUGGAUCCUGCUAUUAAGGAUGUUCUAGAAAAUAGCAUGUUCAUGGUGUUCGACCUGUUGACCCUGAACGAGCUCAACUUUAUCAAUAUGAGUCUGGACUCUCAGUCGCGGAUCGUCUACAGAUCGCUGUACGACGACUACAAGAAGUUCGGUAAGUGGAGAGAGGAGUAA